Messenger RNA from Phytophthora nicotianae INRA-310, 3065 nucleotides. RefSeq lists its product as hypothetical. Bases 71 to 2941 code for a protein of 956 amino acids. The transcript has a single exon. The record is from RefSeq and is a predicted model, not a curated record. Lineage: Eukaryota; Oomycota; Peronosporomycetes; Peronosporales; Peronosporaceae.
CGAAUUAUCCACUAGCCACCGCUUUCGUCCAUCAUUGGCCAACGUAGCUCUUCGCCUAGCCACCACAAGUAUGCGCGUGCUGCGUCCGACUCGGCUGGCCCUGCGGCGUCUACGCGCUCAGACCGAUCGCCAGCAGCGUCUGCAGCUUCUCGUUCGCGCCUUCAGCGACGCUACAGACCCUGCGAAGCGUCCUCUGGGUGGCUCCAUAGCUCCGUCCACCUCAGCCGCGUCUACACCACAUGUCAAUGGCUUCCACAAUGGCAGCAGUGAGCACACGCAGUCCGAGACGCUGCAAUUUCUUGCGUCAUACCAUGAAGAUGAGCAACAUCAGCAGCAGGACGUGGAGUUCACGGCGCAACGCAUUGGCUUUCCCAUCAGCGAGGCAGAGUACAAGGAGCGCAGCGAAUACCAGGAAGACGACAGCAUCCGUGAGGAAUCCAGAGCUGAAGCGACAGCCAAAGCCGAGCGAAUCAUGGCUGUAUUGCGUCAUUCAAUGUCGGAGCUGGAGAUUGGCAAGGUUAUCCACCGUAUUGCCCAGUACGCGACGCUCCCGCGCGUCACUGGCCUCUCAAGGAAGCAGUUCUUGCGCUCUUUGGAGACACGAUUUGGAGAGAAUAACAAGAAGGAGUUCGGCUACAUGCUCGCCUUCCUACAGGGCAGAGACGACGUCAUUGACCAGCUCGAAAUUGACUCUCGAAUGGGCGGCGAGGCAAUCGAGGAGAACACGGACGUUAGCAACGAGACAGAAGCUACUACAGAGGACUUUGUGGUGCCCCAGAUCAUGGGAUUGCACCCAGAUUUGGUAGCUGACCCAAAAUUUGUGAGCAUCGUGUUCUGCUACUGUCGAUUGGCGUGUCUAAACUCGCUCAAGCUCAUGCAGCGCCCCGCCGCAGGGUUUAACCGUGGCUCCAAGUCCAGUUUAUGGCAGGUUAAGGCUGAUUUCCGCAAGGUGCUGGACAUGGAGGGAUAUGCGCAUUACGCUGACAUGCUGGGAUUGGACAAACAGUCUCCGAAGGACGAGCACGAGGAUAUCGACGCUGUCGACGCUGAGUGGGAGGAAUUCAACCUGGAAAACGAUCGUAUUGACUUCCGUAUGCUACUGUCACAGACUCAAGGUAUUGUGGACUUUAUGAAGACCGAGCUGUCGAAUGAAACGAUCUCCAAGAUGCUCGUGGCGAUGCUGGCGUCGGUCAAGACUUCCAAGCUGCACCGUAAGAUCUUCCAGGAAAUGGUGUGCAAUAUCCAGACGGCGUUCCCAGAUAUGUACCACGAACAGCUUCUAUCGGAGCUUGUGCCGUUUCUAUCGGGUGAUAACGCCACGUACGAGGACUUUGACUCGGAAGUAGCGACGACUGCGCUGCAACACCAUCAGAUGCGAAACGAGGCUAUUAUUCGAGCUUUACUGGAGACACGUAUGCGUGUGGGUCACAUUCUGAUCAACGAUAUCGACGAAGUGGAGCCGACUCAAUCGAUUUCCAAGAAAUUGACUCCAGAACAGCAUGAGAAGGUCAUUACGACGGCGUGGAACAUCGUGUCGGUGCUGGACGACCGCAAGUAUCACAUGUUCUUCACUCGCUUCCUCAAGUACAAGCUGGCAUGGCGACCGAACCGCACCACGUUCGGAGAGACGUUCCUGUUGGAUGUGCGUAAGACGCUCGGUCCUCGUGAUGCAGAGGCCAUCAUGCCCAUGUUCGAGGAAGUGUAUCAACAAUUGUCAGUGGAGACACUUACGAUCUGCCGCGUCAAGUUGCGUCACUCCAGGAAGCUGUUGCGUGGUCGAGGUGUAUUGGAGCCGUUGAAUGACGCUGGGCGCGAGCGUCUGGAGACCGCGUGGCAGUCUUCACACUGCGCGUUCUACCGUAAUCUACCGCACGGUGUGACCAAGAAACACUUAGAGAACGCGCUGGCUCAUGUGGGAGGCGUCAAGCGCUUCUUCCUGUUUUCUAAUCCCAUUAAUGGCCCACCCGAGUCGCCAGAUGAAGAAAUGGAUGAUGAAGAGGAUGACGAAGAAGAUGAACAAGAAGAAGACGAAGAAGAAGUAGAGGAUGACGAGAAGCCCAAGAAGAAGAAGAAAAAAGCCAAAAGGACCAAAUCGGACGACGCUCUGCCUAAGGGCAGGGAACUCAAGGACAUGAAGAUGUCCAAGUACAAGCAAAAGAUUAUUGCGAGCGACAAGAAGACUCCGUACCAAGCUGUGGUGGAGUUUGACUCGGAAAGCGCCUGUCGUAAGGCGACGAUGCGCGCGUUGCAGAUCUUUGGCGUGAUGAUGGCCGGCUGGAAAGAGUAUCGUCCGGUCUUCUCGUCUUCAGUGGACAAGCACUCGGGCGUCACCCUUAUGAACGUCCCGUACGGUGCGACAGUCGGAGAAUUGGUGCAUCAGGUGAAUGGAAUCCUCACUAAGGCUGGUCUGAACAUGAAUGUGUCUGGCUUGGUGCCUCGUGGCGUAAUGGUCACUAACGGGCGCUUGGAUCUGCGCUUCCCGUCGUUCGUGGAGGCUGCACAAGUGAUUGAGUUGCUGAAUGACCAUGUGAGCAAGAUGAAGUGUCGUCGGGAUCGUUCAAAGAGAGAGGCGGUGCUGUUUAGCGAAUACGAGAAGCUCAAGAAGACUUUGAAGAAGAACGAAGAGAAGGAGAGGAAAAAAGAGGAAGAGGAGCAGUUAGCACGUGAGGAAGAAGAAGUUCAAGAUGAAGAAGAUCCCUUGUGCUUUGGCGUGGAUGAAGACGACGACGAUGAAGACAAUGAUGAAGAGGAAGAAGAAAGCGACAAGAAGAAAAAGAACGUCAUGGAAGUGUCAGAAACCCUCGAGGAAUACUUCGCCGAGUGGCUCGAGGCAGAGGAGAAUAUGACCGACGAGCAACGUGCUCUCAGCGAGGUGCCUCGUCCAUUCGACGUCACGUGGACGCCACUGCCCAAGCCCAGGAACAAACACAUGUACCUUUAACCUGCCAAAACCCAUAGACACCACAGUGAUAGCAGGCCUUAAGCACAUUUUGUGAAUAGAUACUUAGACACAUCUUAUCGCCAAGAAAUGCAUUUAAAUAUUGGCUCAGAAGAGCAGCAGAUCC